CCUUCUUUAAACCCCCACUCCUUGGGUUCCUUGCGCCAUACUGCUGUGCAGUUCAUUCCUUACUCUGUCGACCAGAGAUACCUUCUUUACCUACAACUUCAACUCACCAAUUCAACUCCUCACCAAAUUCAACUCACUACUCAACCAACAAUGGCCCCUCUUUCCAAGACUCUUGCCCUGGCCGGUGCUCUCUUUGCCGCCCUUGGCUCUGCUGCUCCUGUUGAAAAGCGUGAGACCGCUGUGGUCUACGAGACGGUGACCUCGGUCGUUUGGACGACGAUCGAUGUGACUACUACCAUCUACGGCAACGCUCCCGCCACGUCCACUACGGCCACUACGGCCACUCCUACCGCCGAGAACCAGGUCCAGGCUCCGGGCAACAGCCAGCCUGAACAAUCCGUCAACUACCAACCUCACUCUACUUCUACCUCCACCACCGUCUGGUGGACUCCUUCGCCCGAGACCUGGGCGACCUCCGCCUCUACCUCCACCUCCACCUCCACCUCCGUUUAUGAACCCGCCUGGACCCCGAAGUCGACCUCCGAGGCCCAGUGGACUCCUUCCACCACCACUGUCCCUGCGACCGCCACCACUGCGGCCGCCACCACCGCGGCCGCCGCGACCUCUGCCGCCAGCAGCAGCAGCAGCAGCAGCAGCAGCAGCAGCAGCAGUGGCUACAGCGGUAGCUGCUCCGGCUCCGCUCCUUGCACGGGUGAUCUGACCUACUAUGUGGCGGGUCUGGGCUCGUGCGGCAAGUACAGCAACGGCAACACGGACGAUGUGGUUGCGCUGCCGGUGGGUAUCAUGACGGACAGCGACUGCGGCAAGACGGUGCACAUUACCUACAACGGCGUGACCAAGACGGGUACGGUGUGGGACAAGUGCAUGGGCUGUGACGAUGUGUCGAUUGAUCUGUCGGAGCAUCUGUUUGAGAACUUUGCCAGUUUCUCGGCGGGACGGUUGACGGGAGCCAAGUGGUAUAUCGAGUGAUGUACUGAUUGCUGACUGACUGCUUAUGGAUGUGAUGUGAUUUUGGCUUCUUUUCUUGUCACUCGUUGACUAUGAUUGUUCUUGUUUAUACCUUAGCUGUGGUCCGGACCAUGAUAUACC
This is a messenger RNA of Aspergillus ibericus CBS 121593, 1110 nucleotides long. RefSeq names its product RlpA-like double-psi beta-barrel domain-containing protein. Lineage: Eukaryota; Fungi; Ascomycota; Eurotiomycetes; Eurotiales; Aspergillaceae. The transcript has a single exon. The record is from RefSeq and is a predicted model, not a curated record. Bases 151 to 990 code for a protein of 279 amino acids.